AUGUAUUUCUAUUAUUCCCGAUCUCCUGAAUUAAUUAAACAUAAACAAAAACGUUAUUUUAAUCGAUCAAAUAUUAUUCAUGAACAUCCAUAUUCAAUUCGUAUUGAAGCUUAUCAACUAAAAUUCAAUCGAAAACCAAAACGAUUUGCUGUUUGGCAAUAUCCAAUCUAUUUUGAUUUUCUACCAGUUUAUCGUUUCGUGAAAGUUCUUCAUUUAACAAAACCAAAUCCAUGUAAAAAUCAUUCUUGCAAUCCAAAUCAAGAAUGUUUUCAACUUCUCAAUCAAAACUCACAAUAUAUUUGUCUUUGUAAAAGUAACUAUUCCGGUAUAAAUUGUUCAGAUUUUCAUCCAAUAUGUAAUACAAAUUAUUGUUCAUCAAAUUCUCUUUGCAAACCAACUUAUCGAGGUAUUAUAAAUGAUAAUCAAUUACCUUAUUGUAUCUGUCCGAUGAAUUAUAUUGGUCAUCAAUGUCGAUUAUUUCAUUUAUCACAAAAUCUAUGUCGAAAUGGUGGAACAUUUUAUCAAGGAUCAACGCCUGAUGAAUACAAUUGUGAAUGUACUACAGAAUACACAGGACCGAAUUGUAAUCAAACUAAACAAUCAAUUCAUUUAUAUAUUAAUAAAGGAAAUGAUGAUCAAGAUUAUCAAGGAUUUGUUAUUCAAUAUUAUCAUAUUGAUUUCAAUUCAUUUGAACUUAUUCUUGUCAAUCAAAGCGUUUAUUCAUAUCUUCCUGAUUCAUUACUUUAUCUACAUAAUGAACAAAAUGCACCCGAAAUUAUAUUACUUAAACGUUAUACUCGAUUUCAUCAGAGUGAAAUCUAUAUAAUUUCAUUGCAUUUAAAUGUUAGUUCGAUUGAAGGAACAACAUCAAUAACAGAACAAAAUCGAUGCAUAUCUCAUCGUGCCAUGUCACAAUUAAAAAUCUCUGUAUUUGAAUAUCAUUAUCUUUGUCGUAAUAAUCAUAGUAUAUUCUGUUUUUAUGAUGAUAAUUAUCUGUGUAUAUGCGGUGAAAAUCAUAGUCGUGUCGAAUGCUUUAGUUAUAACAAUGAUCGUGAUCGUUGUUUUCAUUGUUUAUCAAAUGGUGUUUGUUUAAAAGGUGAGCAAAAUGAGUUUUUAUGUAUUUGUCCUGUAUGUUAUGCCGGAAAAAGAUGUGAAUUUAAUUUCGAAUCAUUUUCUUUUACACUUGAUCAAUUAUUUUUUCACGAUCUUUUAUCUUAUAAACCGAUUAUACGACAAAUAACAUUCUAUACACUUAUUAUCACACCUUGUCUUCUAUUUCUAUUGGGUUUAUUCAAUAAUAUCUGUUGUUUUGUCACAUUUCGUCGACCAAAAUGUCGUCGUAAUGGAAUUGGAAUGUAUUUAUCAUAUAUAACUCUAAUUAAUCAAUUGAAUUUGUCGAUUCUUGUUAUUCGUCUUAUUCAUUUAACAUUGAACAUAUGUCAUUUGUAUUCUAAUCCAACAUUCGAUAAUUUCAUUUGUAAAAUCUCGAAUUAUCUGUUAACUUCGACUACUCGUAUUAUUUAUUGGUUAAAUUCACUCAUAGCAAUCGAACGUGUUUGCGUUGUCUUAUUUUUAAACAAAAAUUGGUUGAAACAGAAAUACAUUGCUCGACGUUUUAUCAUCUGUAUAACAAUGUGUAUUUUAGUCACCAAUGCUUAUGAACUUGUUUUUAUUCAAUCGGAAGUUCGUGUUAAUGAGGAAAACAGUACAAUAUGUGUAUUGAACUUUUCAUUGGAUAAUCAUUUGUGGAAAAUGCUACAUAAAGUUGUUACUAUUAUCAAUGCAUUGCUGCCAUUUCUUAUUAAUUUAUGUUGUACCAUUAUGAUUAUUUACAUUUCAACAAAGAACAAAAUGAUUAUUCAUAGAAAACACACAGAUAAUCCAUUGACACAUACUAAAAUCAUAGAUAGUCAAGAAGAUGAUAGUGUGGUAACGAAAAAUAUCGAAAGAAAUGUAAGUGAUAUUAAUAUUGACUUCAAGAUUUCAAGUAAAAGUAUUAAUGAUAUUGAUUUACAAGUACGACAAUCACAAAUGAAAAGAUUAAAUCGUUUUCAUUUAUUCAUCAAUGUAUUAAUUGAAAAAAAAGAAUUAAUUAUAGCACCAGCAUUUACUCUUAUUCCUCAAAUAUUUUCAUUACCGUUCUUUAUUGCUUCAUUUUCACUGCAAUGUAAAAAUAUUCAAAGUCAUCAUUUACGAUAUGUUUUAAUUGGAUCCUAUUUUACAACAUUUAUUCCUCAACUGACGAGUUUCUUUCUUUAUAUUACACCUUCAUCGUACUAUUCGAAAGAAUGGCGUACAACGUUUAUUGGACAGCGAAUCAAUAUCUGCAAAUAG
Molecule: messenger RNA, 2334 nt
Organism: Adineta ricciae
Lineage: Eukaryota; Metazoa; Rotifera; Eurotatoria; Adinetida; Adinetidae
Source: the annotation of a GenBank genome assembly